Aspergillus mulundensis is the source of this 969-nucleotide messenger RNA. RefSeq names its product COP9 signalosome complex subunit 7. Lineage: Eukaryota; Fungi; Ascomycota; Eurotiomycetes; Eurotiales; Aspergillaceae. Gene Ontology annotation, cellular component: COP9 signalosome. The transcript has a single exon. The record is from RefSeq and is a predicted model, not a curated record. Bases 1 to 969 code for a protein of 322 amino acids.
AUGGACCAAGUCCACCACCGGGCCCUAGACGCCCUCCAAUCUUUCAUCGCCCUCGCCGAUUCCGGCAGCGCCUCAUCCCCUCGGUACGCCGCCAACAUCAUCACAAACGCAACCUCCAGCCCACACACCUACGUCUUCGCCGAGUUGCUCGAACGGCCCGCAAUCCAAGCCCUCCGGUCCCCAGACACCCCCGCCGAGCUCCAAGGCUACCUUACCCUCCUUGAGAUCUUCGCCUGGGGAACAUGGCAAGACUAUCAGAACACACCUAACCUCCCACCCCUCAGCGACGAGCAGACACGCAAGCUCCGUCUCCUCACCCUCUUAUCUCUCUCAUCGACUAUUAAACCCCUCACCUACGACUCCCUCAUGACAGCUCUCUCCCUCUCUGCUCCGUCCGAACUCGAAUCCCUCGUCACAGCCGCUAUCUACUCUUCACUUAUCACGGCUAGGCUUUCGCCUGCUACGACCCCGCCAACUGUUAACGUCACAUCCGUCGCUCCGCUCCGCGACGUCAAACCCGCCUCCCUCCCAUCAAUGAUCUCCACCCUCUCAGCCUGGGAAUCCCGCUGCGGAUCCGUAAUCUCCGACAUCGAAGCCGAAAUUGCGAAGAUCAGAGCCGACUCCGCGCAGCGCCGCAGCAAGGAGAAUGCUCGCGCCGUGGCCCUCGAUAAGACGCUUGAGAAGUGGAUCGCCCAGAGCGGCGAGCAAGGGCAAGGCGGCUCCCAGGGCAGCCAGGGCGGGCUCGGAUCUAAGAAGAUGGGCUGGAAACCGAGAGAUCUGGGCGCUGCAAUCCGUGAAAGAGGCUUCUUUGGGGGCGGGAGUAACAAGCGCGAGUUUGAUGAUGAUGGGUACUUUGAGGAAGGGCCCAAUGACUUUGAUCCCCACGGCUCUGGGAUGGAUAUCGAUGAGGGCGCCGGGGCGAGGUCUGGAACGAGGCAUUCGAAACGUUUUCUUGGGAAGAAGACGUAG